AUGGAGGUAGACCCUCAACAAAAUCAAAUAAAUUCGAUGCCGAAACCGGGGAUUUUCUUCGCAUACAAUCCAAAAACCAAUGUUGGUGCAACCCACCAGCUCAAUGUUCCUGGAAACUAUUUUCCCGAUACGACGGACGCUAAAUUCCGACCACCGAAUUUACCUCCGGGUGUAUACCAUUUGAUCGGGAGCGGAAGUCAGGCCAAGGUUAUCGCCGCUUUAAAGAAGGAUGCUUCUGGCAACGACAUGAAAGUAGCUUGUAAGAGAUACGACGUUACAAGCGACGAGGAGUGCAGAUUCAUACUCCGAGAACUACAGAUAGCUCAGUUCCUACAGCAUAAGCAUAUCGCUCGUCUAUACGAAUAUUUCUAUGACGAAAAUUCAGCAGGGAAACUUGAGCACGUUUGGUUGGUCAUGGAACGCGCCAGUAUGAGUCUCGACAAGUUUUUCGACAGCAGAAUAAACGCCGCCAGCCCUAGACCGUACAGUCACGCAAACCUCGAAAGGUUCGUAAACGCACAAAAUCAACACACCACAGACCCUCGAACACCACCAAUCUAUUAUCCACCGGAAGCGCUGCUGGCGCAACCACACUACGAUGCCCGAAUUGACAUCUGGUGCGCGGCGCUGGUGAUGUUGGAGGCGUUUGAAGAACCAAGACCCGGCUAUGCCGCCAAGGCUCACUUCCGAUUGAUGAUGCCUCCUUUGGCGGAAAUACCGGCAGGAGUUGCGGCAGCGAGAACAGCGAUAGAAGGAAUGCAAAACCUAGUCCUUGGCAAGCAUCCAAAUCCCGGGAAACUCGAUGAGCUACUGAGAUGCGUAGUCGAAAAGUGGUGUACCGGCACGAAUCCAGCCGAGACGAUAGGCAAAAACGAGCAAUUCGUGUGUUUGCUGCGGUGGAUGCUUGAGAGAAACCCGGAUCGAAGACCGCAUGCUUCGCAAUGUUUACAGGACCAGUAUCUUGCGGAAGCUGCAAAAGAGAAUUCGCAACCAACGACCACGAUACCGGAUGAGGCCAAGAACACCUUGCACGCAAUUCUGAGGCAGAGCUCGCAGAAUGUUCACGUUCAGCCUAGAACA
Molecule: messenger RNA, 1080 nt
Organism: Mesorhabditis spiculigera
Lineage: Eukaryota; Metazoa; Nematoda; Chromadorea; Rhabditida; Rhabditidae
Source: the annotation of a GenBank genome assembly